Molecule: messenger RNA, 1379 nt
Organism: Oppiella nova
Lineage: Eukaryota; Metazoa; Arthropoda; Arachnida; Sarcoptiformes; Oppiidae
Source: the annotation of a GenBank genome assembly
GACCACAGUGACGAUCAGCGGAAACUGAGUUCACGUUUAGUUCACUUACAUCGGGACGAGUCGUUAGGUUUGGGUCUUUCAAUAAAAGGCGGAUCCGAUCACUCGCUUCCGAUUCUCAUCUCAAGAAUUGUGAGCCAAAGUCCGGCCGAUCUCUGCAAACAACUCUUCAUUGGCGAUGAGAUAAUAGCUGUUAAUGGCGUCGACUUCGACAGCACCACAACACACGACGAGGCGCUCAAACUAUUGAGACAAUCGGAUGAUGAGAUCUCUAUGAAAGUACGACACCAUAGAGUGGCUAACAUUUAUCGGAAGCAAUGGCGCAAAAACGACAACCAGUUUAUUGAUUUACAAGACGAUAAUCCGUUGAUUAAGAAGACAUCGACUCUCGAUCUCAAUGAUCCGAAAGAGUUGAUCCAAAACGAGAGCAAUGGCGCCAACAGUUGGAAGGAAUGCGUGCGGAUGGAGCUGUUCCUCUCAAAUUUGUCUCAAUACGUCUCGUUUAGUGAUAAACUAAGAGAUGCGGGCUUUGAGGUGAGAGCCAUCAACGGACAGACAGCUUUGGUUCAGUGCGAUAACCAAGAGAUGUGUCGCGAAUGGUGUCAAACGAUCACAAAUGCCAUUAAUAACCUCACUCUUAAUCAUAUGAAACUCUUAAACAAAUCGUUGCCUAAAUCAGAGCACAUUCUAUACAUGGGUUGGGUGUCUGAGUGCCAAACCAUUGGAUACCAACCGAAGCAAAGCUAUAAGUGGUCACAAGAGUACCUCAUAAUAAAAGGCGGUGCUCUCUAUAUUCACAAAUGUCCGCCAAAUUCGUUGAUUCAAAACGAUAGUCAACUUAAUAUUCAAUUAAUAAACAAAUCAUUAUAUCAUUACAAUUGCUAUCAAUCGGUGUUCCGUUGCCUCAAACCUAACGAGCAAUUGGAUGACAAACGAAACGUUUGUAUAAUACAAAGCGCUGAAGAGUCGUCUCCCAAAUACCUGUCCACUGAAACCAGUGACGAUUUGACAAACUUAAAAAAUGCGUGGCACCGGGCUAAUUACCAUUCGGUCACUCAGUUGGGCAGUAAGACAUUCCCAGUGGUGUGCGAUGGCAUGUCUGGAUCGUUGACACUGGACUGGCGGAUGGGGUUCGCAUUGUAUGACCCUCUGGUGAAAGAGUACAAAUGGAACUAUAAGUUUCAUCAACUGAAGCACUCCUCAGAUGAUGGUAACCACGAAUUGUCGCUCACUUUUGUGACCAAUCCAAACGAUAGUCGGAUUACAGAGACUCAGCUCUUAGAAUGCAAUUCAUUACAGAAUCUCUUGUACUGUAUGCACGCCUUUCUUAGCGCUAAAGUCGCUUCAGUUGAUCCCAGAUUUCUUCAGUCAUCUUAAAGUGU